This is a messenger RNA of Aspergillus calidoustus, 2168 nucleotides long. The record is from the annotation of a GenBank genome assembly. Lineage: Eukaryota; Fungi; Ascomycota; Eurotiomycetes; Eurotiales; Aspergillaceae.
GAAUAAUCAUGCAUCUUGCAACUCUCGUUGUUCUUACCGGCCUCGUAGUAGGCGUAUACCUAACAACCCGACGCAAACCACCCUCUCUCCCCCUCCCACCAGGCCCUAAGCCCCUCCCACUGAUCGGCAACAUCCACCAAGCCCCCAAAUCGCACGGAUGGCGAACAUAUCAACAAUGGAGCAAGGAGUACGGACCGAUCGUCCACGUGAAUAUGCUCGGACAGCACGUUAUCAUCUUAUCCUCGACAGAAGUCGCACAUGAGAUUCUUGCCAAGACCGGAGCGGCGUUUUCGGAUAGGCCAAGGCUUUUUCUCGCAACCGAACUCGCCCUCAAAGGCCUCAACAUCCUAAUGAUGAACUACACGCCGCAGUUCCGCCAACACCAGCGCCUCCAUGCCUCCGUGCUAAACACCACCCCGGCAGCAUCCUACCUGCCACUACAGACGCUCGAAUCGCGACAACUCCUCCACGACCUCCUCAACCACGCCUCGAACCCGGCAGGGACAGACGUCCAAAAGUACUUCCAGCGCACCAUCGCAAGUAUAAUCCACACGCUGCUGUACGGCUUCCGCAUCGCAGACCCCGAGGAUCCGAUGCUGGGCGAGUUGUCAAGGUUCAAUCACGAGUUCUCAAAAUUCGUCCAGGUCGGCGCACAUAUUGUCGAUAUGUUCCCGGUACUCAAUAACCUCCCUUCGUUUCUCGCGCCGUGGAAAGAAAAGGCCGAGAGGCAUUUUCAGGAUAAGUAUGCGCUGCGGAGAGAGAAUUUCCGGCGCGCGCUGGAAGGGGAGACGUGGAACAUCGCGAAACAUCUCAAGAGUUUGGUCCAGAGCGAUAAAAUAGAUAUGCCUAUGGAUGAGUUGGCCUUCGAGCUCGGGACGAUCAUCGAUGCUGCGCUGGAUGGGACGGCGGAUAGUCUGAUGUGGUUUGUUGUUGCGUGUGUCACGCAGGAUCCCGAGGGGACGGGGUUUAUCGCCAGGGCGCGUGAAGAGAUCGAGACUGUUGUUGGGAGGGAGAGGAUGCCUGCCCCGGAGGAUCGAGGGAAUCUCCCAUAUGUCAGUGCGAUUGUUGAGGAGGUCCUGAGGUGGAGGCCUGUUGGUCCUGAAGGCGUUCCACACCUCAAUAAGGAGGAGGCGGCGUACAAUGGGUACAGCAUCCCUGCAAACUCGGUGAUCGUACCAAACGCCUGGACCAUCUCGCGCGAAGAGAGUAUCUUCGGUCCAGACGCGGACUCGUUUAUUCCAGAACGCUGGCUCGUCGACGCUGACCCCACCUCUGACCCGGACAACGACCCCCAACCAAAAGCUCAACACAAGACACUAAACAAAGCCAUGCUUACCUCCGUCGCCGGCUUUGGCUACGGCCGCCGCACGUGUCCCGGCCGCCACUUCGCGCGCAACGUCAUCUGGAUCGUCAUCGCGCAGUUACUCUGGGCAUUCGAGAUCCGGCCCGGGAUUGAUGAAGAAACGGGGGAGAGGAUACCGGUUGAUCCGCUUGCGUGCACUUAUGGGCUUGUUAUGCGGUCUUUACCAUUUAAAGCGUCGUUUCGGCCUCGGGGGGAGUGGGUUAGGGAUGCUCUUGGGGGUGGGGAUACGUUUGGGGUUGAUUUGGAGGGCAUGUUGGAGAGGAUCGGGGCGGAGGUUGGCAAGAUCUAAAGCUCUGUGAAUCUGAAGUAGGAUACCGAGGAUCCAUAAAUCAAAGCAGCUAUAUCAGUUGACACUGAUCCUCUUCUAGGAUCUUGGAAACGCUAGUGCGAAUAUCUGGGAAUAACUUGUUCGUCUCUAGAGCCGCACCUCAAUCGGAUUAAGACUCCACAAUACUUCGUCUGCGUUGACACACACACGCUAAUCCCUCCUACACAGACGCAGGAAUCCCAUUGAAUGCUAGAUCUCGGCUGGAACCACAUCUCCAUACUCAAUAGUAAUACUCCAAGCUAGCAGGCGAAGUAUAAAGCGCCUUCCGCAACGGUCCCUCAAAAACAUCCCUAAUCUCAUCAAGGUCAUACCCUGCAUUAAUAGCCAGCUGGAGAAGGACCCGCGCCUGGUCGGCGCCAAGGUAGCCUGCAAAUAUACUAUAUCAACACGCACUAUUAGAUCCGCCGCUUACAGCCUGUGAUGAGGAACGCAAGGAGGGAGAGAAAUAUGGAGAUGGGGGUAUAGAGAACGGAGAAG